AUGACGGUCGCAGAGUAUGCUGCAAAGUUUGAGGAACUGACCAGGUAUGCCCCAGGACAGGUGGAGAAUGAAAGAGAACGAGCUGAAAAGUUUGAAAGUGGACUUAGAGCCCGAAUCAGACAACAGAUGUCUACCUUCGAGCUUUCUUCCUACAAGGAUGUGGUUAACAAGGCUUUGGUAGUUGAAAGGGGCUUGAAUGACACUCAAGAAGAGAGGGAAAGAAUUUUGAAAAAGAGAAAUAGGCAAGCUGAGUUACAAAAUAAGCAUGGCAAAAAUACUGAAUUCAGGCCCAAGAAACAAACUACUGUGAAUGAUAAGGCUCAGCGCAAGGAUACUGUGAAAUGCUAUAGAUGUGGCGGACCCCACUAUCAGAGCGAUUGCAACUGGUUCAAUGGGAAUUGCUUUUCGUGUGGCCAGCAGGGCCACAGGGCAAAUACAUGUCCUAAUCGCAGUGAGCAACAGGCUCGACAAACGUCUCAGCCUAUUUCGGGAGCUCCAGCAAAUCAAGUAUCUCAGAAUGAACAACAACGAGGAGGACAGCAGAGGCCUAGAACUCAGGGUCGAGUCUAUGCUCUUACACAACACGAUGCCGACGCCUCUAACACCGUGGUGAUAGGUACAAUUGAAAUCUCAUCCAUGAAUGCCUAUAUUUUGAUUGAUCCUGGAGCUACUCAUUCUUUUGUAUCUGCUGAUUUUGUUGGAAGAAAUAGUACAUUGAUUUCCUUGCCACUAGAGACUGAAUUGUGUGUCUCCAUCCCUAAUGGAGAUGUAAUCUUAGUUAACUUUGUCUGCAAAGAUUGUAUCCUGAAUAUUGAAGGCAGGGAAAUGAAAGUAGAUUUACUAGUCCUAGGGAUGAAGGAUUUCGACAUGAUCCUUGGGAUGGACUGGUUGGCAGCAUAUCAUGCCACUGUUGACUGCUUCGAGAAAACAGUAAAAUUUUAA
Molecule: messenger RNA, 942 nt
Organism: Phoenix dactylifera (date palm)
Lineage: Eukaryota; Viridiplantae; Streptophyta; Magnoliopsida; Arecales; Arecaceae
Source: RefSeq, a predicted model, not a curated record